GUCAGGCAGUAGUGUGCGGACCGGCAGUAUGGUGGAAUGCCAUGCUGUUGCAUAGGCCCUCACUGUAUCUGCGUGCAGCCCUCCUACUGGCCAUAUGUGUGGUGGUGCUGUUCAACUUCCACAUCCUCACUUCAUCCACCGACGCCACCUCAGAAUCCGGUGAUCCUCUGAACUCUGGCCUGGUCCCUAUCAUCAACCAGCUGAAUGGUGUCCCUCUCCAGCGCCGACUGACCAAUGUGCAGGAGAACCUUGCCUUCCUUCCCAGGAACAUCCACCUCCUGGACCUGAAGCAGAGUCUGGUAGUGCCAGACUUCAAAUGUGUGUUGUCUCAGACUGAUCCCAGCUUCCCAAUCUGUGUGUAUCCCCCUGAACAGGACAAGUUCAUCUCAGGGGCUCUUAUGCACAGUGGCGUGUGGGAGCCAUACAUUACUAAAGUCUUCAAGAAGGCUCUGCAGAAACACCCCAAUGCUGUGGUACUGGAUGUUGGAGCUAACAUAGGUUACUACAGUUUCCUGGCUGCAAAAAUGGGUCACAUGGUUGUAGCGAUUGAGCCAGCAGAGGAGAAUGUGUGGAGGUUUCACAAAGGUGCCCAGCUUGGUCGCCUCACAGAUGUCAUCUACCUGCUUCAGAACGCCAUGUCUGACAGACAUCAGAAUAUCACACUGAUCACCAACAAGGACAAUCAGGGAGGAAUCCGAGUUAGCGAAGGCGGUGGUCAAGGAGAGACAACUGCCACCGUUACCAUGGACGACCUUCUGUAUUUAAUGAGACCAGCAGAAGUUAUCAUAAAAAUUGACAUCGAGGGCUAUGAGUGCAAAGCGAUGGCGAAGUCUGCCCAACUGUUCCAGCAUGUUCAUGUGCCUUACAUCUUCAUGGAGUGGCAGCAGAUGUUCAAACAUCGCAUGUCUAACGCAGCCUGCCCACCAUAUGCCAUGCAGCAGCUUACAGACAUGCUCACACAGCGAGGCUACAUGGCACAUGAAGUUCGGACAGGCAUUAUGAUGAGCCCAGAGGAGUGCACAACCAGGUGGCGAGUUGGAGACAUCUACUGGAGACAUCAGACACAACCACUGCUGUUCCCGCCACUUUGAGGGGCAGCUACACUGGAGCGUCUGCUCCUGUGCUCCUGAUUCUCCACGGUCACCAGGGGGUGUUGAUGGUGUUUUGCAGUUUAUUGCAAGGUCCUUGAAUGUAAGCUCUUCUGAUUUAUAUUCAGAGAGUUACGAUAGACCUACGAUUCGUCUGUUUUGAGAACAAGAUCAAACAGAAGAAAGGUUGUACUGACCUCCCCACAGGUGACUGACAAUAUCUGGCCUGUGGUGACAGCUUUAUAACAGCUAUUUUGCAUAUAUGAGGAAAAAUAAUGUGCAAACUUUUAAGCUUGAACAGGUGCACAGAACAAUCAUAAGGAGGCCUUUUUUUGGUAAUCUGGUUUGCAGAAUAUUUACCCCCAAAUGACUAAGCACUAUUAAAGUGGUAGUCAGAAACAAAGUAACAUAAAAUAUUGAAAAUAUACAAAUAAGUAUUCUCGAUGAGAGGAACUGUGUUUUGGUCUAAACAACUAUUUUGUAUAACAAAAGGUUACUUCUGUUUCCCUUUUGAACCACUUUGAGCAUGUUGAAUUAUAAUCAGUUCUCAACAAUUCUAUCUUCAAAAAAAAAACCUCUUAAAAUUUUACUUUAUUCCAAAAUUUACUGAUUCAUAAAUCAAGAAAUUGGAAAACAACUGUCUCAAGUGAACUGCUUUAUUCAUAACAUGUAACCAAACUUGCAAUUCAAGAGCAAUACUUGACUACGAAAGCACUGCUUCAUUAUAACAUAUAAAUAUAUAUAUGCAUGUAUGUAAUGUGUGAAACACCUGCUGUCCUUUCACAAACAAAAUAAGGAUCUCACUGAAUACAUGCUUACACACAUUGUCUCAUGUAAUGAGAAUUCCAAUCAAUGAAACAUUAAUUAAAUGCCUUCAUCAAUUGUUUCAGAAGCAAAAUGUAUUUUUGACUAUAAAACACUUCAUCUGCAUGUGAUGUCUGACGCUCCCAAUGCUGAUUGUGAUAGACAUAUGCACUGCUUGUUUUCCUAGGGUAGUUUGUUUUCAAGUGAACACUACAUAUAUUCCUCACAAUAUCUAUUUUUUUAUAUCAACCUGUAUAUUGGAUAAGACUGUUGCUGCUUACUGGUGUUGAACGAAUGUAGCUCAAUAAGUCAAUUACAUCUUAAUUAAUAUUGUUUUUUUACCAUUUAGUAAUAUUGAUUUCAGAAAAGUUACACUUUGUGUACUCUAUAUAUAACUGAAAUACACUUUUGAUACAUAAGAUAGAGAGCAGAUGGCAGUAUCUCCUCGUUUUUAAGCUGACACUGAAAAAUUCUGGUAGAUUUGCUUGGUACUGUUUGUAUUUUGGGUUGUUGCAGUUAAGGUAUUGCUAAUGCAGCAUGCUCCUGUCCUCAUACUCUUCCCCAAAAAAAUUUUGUAAGCCAAAGCUUUCAGACUGACAAUGUUGAUAUUGAUAUCCAGUUUCCUGCUCAGAUUACAUUAUCAUUUCCCAAGAGUUGCUUCUUGUGAGUGCAGUGUGAUACAGUCCUAUCAUCAGGCCAGACAAAUUUAUUAUCUUAUUUAUGGAUCUGUAUACUCUGAAAAUUCAUUAAAGUUAAAAAAGGAUCAUAUAUUUUGGGUUAGCUAUAUAUUUAGCUUCUUGGCAGGUUGAUGACCAAGAAAAUCUAGAAACAAGAAAUUAAAUCGAUCAAGUUUUAUUGUUUUAGGAAGACAUAUAAUACACUGGAAUUUUAAUAUCACAACUUUUUACAAGAUGUGGUUGCUUAGUAUAAUAGCAGACUUUCUGAUUUAUGGACGGCUAGGUUAGGGUCACACAUUCUCGCUCAUGAAUGAAGCAGUAUAUUUUAAGUUCUCCUUUCUAUAUGUGGACACAUGCUUCCAAUAAUCACACACCACAUAUCCCUGUCAUAAGUAGGUAUGACUGACUGUUUUAAGCAAAACUGCAUAUCCAAAGUUUAAAAUAAAUGCUUAAAUUGCAUGAACUUUGCUUAUCUCAGAAUGACAAAGGGAAUAUUUUGCCU
Messenger RNA from Haliotis rubra (blacklip abalone), 3071 nucleotides. RefSeq lists its product as uncharacterized. The transcript has 4 exons. Bases 42 to 1091 code for a protein of 349 amino acids. The record is from RefSeq and is a predicted model, not a curated record. NCBI's taxonomy places the organism in Eukaryota, Metazoa, Mollusca, Gastropoda, Lepetellida, Haliotidae.